UUCUCACCUAGCAGCCACAAUGCCACCCCUUCCAUGCUUUCCGGCUACUUUCAUUCCUGUCCAGUUCCCAUCACAAAAUUCUUCCCAGGCUGAGAGCCUGGAAUUCUCACAGACGUCUCCCUUGGCAAUGCGCUCUGCUUGGCAAAGCAGAUCCCCAGAGCUCAUGCCAAACGAGAGCAGCUCAGAAAUCUCAGGAGAACACGUGCAGCUUUCAGAUUCAGGGAUAAGCACCGAGCCACUGCUUCAGUCUACAGAGAGCGCCACAAAAAACCUUUCCAGACAAGAUGCUCAAGAAGAGAACAGAAAAGAAAAGAAAGAGAACAGUCGAUUAAAAAAAAAAAGGAAUUUCUCUGAAACUUUUUCUGCUGCUAAAGAAGAACAAAGAGAACAACUAAAGGAGGAGAUUUCUUCAUCUCAGUUUGGCAUAGAAGGGAAGAUGAAGACUGGAAAUACAGAAGCCAGGCAAAUCACACCAGCAAUUGGUAUUAGACAGAAGACUUCUGAAAAAUUUGUUGAAGAGCAACUUAAAGCAGACAAUCAUCUCAUAGAAAAGCAGCAGAAGGAGCAACAGGGCAAGCCAAAAAUAACACCUCGAAAGCUUUUUCUGAAACGAAGAGAGGGCAUAGCCAGGCUCAAAAAAAUUAAGCAGAGGCCUGUAAAAGAGGACAGCAAGAAUUCCAGAAGAGCUGGUUUGAAUUUCUGGGGUCAUUUCUCCCAGUCUAGCCAAGUGAACAGAGGCAUACUACAGCCAGGAGAAUGCUCUCAGCUAAAUCUGCAGGUCAGUAGCUCCAUGCAGAUGGAUACACAUGAAAAAAAGCCAGACUGUGCUUUAGCUGAGAGGGAGAUGAAGGUUAAGACUGACUGUGAAGCAAAAGUAGUUGAGCAAAGUGCAGAAGAAAAAGAAGUGAUUGGGGGAGAUAAAGACUUAAAGGAAAAUCUUGGUGACACACCACAGAGAAGAUGGCCUGAAAUCCUGCAACCACGUCCCAAAACAGCAACAGACACAAACCUACAAGUAGGAGAGGAGCUGGAGACUCAUCACAUGGGUCCUUUAGAACAAGUAGGCAAAACUGCUGGAAGAGCUGUGGAGGGUACUCUGCAAAAGGACCUAGGUAGGGUGGAUCAGCCUCUGAAAGGACAUCUCAUAGAGGGAGCAAAAACCCCCUUGGAAGUCCUACAGAGGCAUUAUCCACUCCAGGGUUUAGAUACAGAUCACAUCAAGGAGGCAGAGUGGAGUGCAGGUCCUGCAUUCACACAGGGUCAGAACUGGGUUCAGGUAUGCCCACAGGAAGUUGUGGACAGCCAGAACUUGGAAAGCAAGAGGCAAAUCCAUACUGGGUUUAAGGUGGUCAAUGAUAAAAUAAUAAAAAUUACAUGUAGCUCACCUGAGGCUGUGGAGAAGGGAAGCUCAGCCUUGCAGCAAGAGUGGCAAAGGAGGGGAACAGUUGCCUCCAAAUGGCAAGUUGCAUCUUUCUCCUGUGAGUCAAACUGCUUACCCCCAAAAAGUAAUAAUGACCCCAAAUCUCACCAUGCUCAAUAUCCCUCCCAGCAUGUGCCUCAGGGAGUGGAUCACACUGGCAGGCAUUUGGAUCUUUCUGAUGGUGAUUAUGCUAGUGAUGAACCCAGUGGAACAGAAAAAAUCUCUCUGAGGAAAUACUGCAGAUCACCACCAAGAAAACAAGAUAUUCAAGCAAUUUCAGGUCAACAAGAUCUCUCCUGCAGCACAAGCAGCAGUGAUUCUAGUACUGGAGCUGUCAGUCUGAAAGGGAGCAAGGCUCGCUCUUCUUUUCGUCAGUCCCUAUUUCAGCUCACAAGAUUGAAAAGGAGAGAGCAUGAGCCUGAGUCAAAGAAUGAGAACAGGACUAGCAAUGUUAAAAGCCUACAUCUGCCAUCUUCAAGAGAGGCUCAUGAGAUUCCUGCUUUCAAGAUUAAAGAAAGCCCUGAAGUGGAAGAACUACAAAAAAACAUGAUUGCAGACACAUCCGAUACCUGUCCAGAAGAAUCCCAGACUAUCCUUAGCAGAGGAUUAGAGAUUGACGUAUACCGCAGAGGAACCCCUUCACUGACCAUGGUGAAAGAGGAACAUGAGGAAGCAAUGCAUUUUUGCAGAACACGAAUAGACCAGCUCGAGACUGUCAGGAGACAGGAGUUGGCUCACCCUUUGGAAUACAGUAGAGAUCAAGCUCACCCACUGCAGAAAGAAAAAAUUGCCCAGAACAAGUUCAAAGGAGCAGCUAGAGUCACUGGAGAACAUGUGAAGUCAGAAGAAAUGCAAAUAUUAAAACAGCAGAUUGCUGGACUGCAGGAGGAGUUCAAGAGAACUGAGUCCUACUGGCGUGCUGCCUACAGCAAACUGAGAGACCAGGUUGAGUUGCUGACCAGGCAGAACAUGGAGCUUCGAGAUGAGCUCAGAGUUUCAGAACAUCAGAGAUGGAAAGCAGAAAAAAACCCUAAAGCUAUGAACUUCAUGGACAGAAAAUCAGAGACCCCGGUUGCAGAAGCUAUUCUGCGAGGGACAGCAUCUUCAUCCAAACCAGAAGAAAGUUCAUGGAGAGAUAAUCACAAGAGACACAGCAUCUCUCAUGUGGGGCUGAAGACAUCUUUGCAAAAACACUUUCUUAGAGAUGUGAAUAGUAAAGGCAUAAAUAGUUCUGUGCAAAAAGCUGAUCCUUUGAGAUCGGUGACAAAGGAACACCAAGAAAAGAAAUCAUCUAACUGCUCCAUUGGUAGAAGCACGACACCAACUGGCAGGAGGACUCCUCAUCAGGGAAGACUGACACCUUUUGAACCAGACAAAGUUGUACAUCAGCUCUCUCCUACUGGAGGAAGGUAUAAUGGUAGGAAAUCACCUGGAGCUGUCUCACAUCUGAGUGGUUGUUUUAAGGAGCCCAGCUCAUCUUCCUGUGUAAAAGGGACACCUUUGCCCAUUUCAUAUAGCUCAGAAGACACAUCCCUCUCACAUAACCACAGCAAUGACACUUGCAGCUUUGCACCCUGCAAGAACAACGAAGAAACAGAGGAAGAAGAAGCUCUUAAAAAGACAGAAAAAUUGCUAAGAGCUCAGAAUAAAGUGGCUUUUGUGACUACGCACAGGAGAAGUGGCAUAACUGCAUGUGGCAACAAAGUAUCUACAGACAGUUCUCCUGCUUCUCUGGACCCUCAAACAAAGCCUCCAAAAUCAAUAUUAUCUAGAAGGUCAACGUUACAUCAAGAAAGAAGAAAGCAUGAGGAAGAGGUGCAGGAAAAAAUAGAGUAUCAUGAUGGAAAGGUAGAAGAGGUGCUUUCUGAUGGACGCCGAAUCCUCACUUUCCGCAAUGGUACUAAAAAGGAAAUUAGUGCUGAUAAAAGGAUGACAACGAUUAGCUUUUCCAAUGGAGAUGUAAAGAAGAUCAUGCCGGAUCAGAGGGUGAUUUAUUAUUAUGCAGAUGCACAGACAACUCACACUGCUUAUCCAGAUGGCCUGGAGGUGCUGCAGUUCUCUAAUAAUCAGAUAGAAAAGCAUUAUCCUGAUGGCACACAAGAAAUUGUGUUCCCAGAUCACACGGUGAAGUGCCUCUAUAGUGAUGGACUGAAGGAAACUUUUUUCCCAGAUGGCACAGUAGUAAAAGUAGAAAAGAAUGGAGAUAAAAUCGUGGUAUUCAGUGAUGGCCAAAGAGAGAUUCACACUGCGCAGUUCAGGAGGAGGGAGUACCCAGACGGCACCGUGAAAACUGUGUUCAGCAAUGGCAGACAGGAAACCAAGUACUCCACUGGACGAGUUCAAAUCAAAGAUGAGGAGGGUAAUCUCAUCCUAGAUAAGAAGUGAUUCCUCCCUGCAGGGGACUGCACUGUACAUAUGCAGCUCAAGCCGUUUUCUUGGCAGGCCAGAACUGUAAGGAAGAUUUAACUUGGGAAAAUGAAUGGAUGGAUCUGUAGGGUUGAAAUUACUUUGGCUCAGCAACUGGUGCUUAGACUGGAAAAACCCUACCUGAAUGAAAUGUCUCUUGAGUGAGACUGAAGGAGAUGCAGUCACGCCCUCCUUGUGUAUUCAACAUUAAAAUAAAUACCUACAGUAUUUCUCAUCAAAGUGUUUUUUUCAUGGUACUGAUCGCACUUUUCCUAUUUUUUCUGCAAUUUGCUAUGGAAGUGACUACAAUUAAGAACUAUGGCAUAAGAACCUCAAAUAAGAACCAAUAGUUCCGUGCUGUCAUAUGCUGACUAAAGUAAAUCUACAUAAGGUUUUUAUUUCCUUAGUUAAUUAUCACAAAAGGUCUGGAAGUGAUUAAGGUUUUCAGUUUGUUUGGAUUUUUUGGAGCAGAAUUUCCCAGCAUGUAUGAGGGCUUAUCAUGAGCUGGACAUUAGAUCAAAAACCUGAGCAGGAAUGGGGUGAACAGUCACAGCUCGGGAUGUCCCUUCCAACCAAAGUUAUUCAAUAAUUAUACGAUCAAAAUCUAAAAACUCUGCCUCAUGCAUUUGAAAAUAAAAUGCAAUGUUUGUUCCAUCCUAGUAAUUAUUCUGGAUCAAAGAUCUGGAUCUUCUGGAUCUUUCUUCUUCCUACAGCAAUCUUUCCUCUGUGUUGCUUUGUCUUUGAAAUAACCUUUCCCACUACUGCUUUUAUUCUUCCUGUAGUGCAAAAAUAUUUCUGGUCAGUGCAUCUCUCCACAUGUAAGGUUCUUUGGAUGGCACUUGAUACUUAGAGGGAUUAAUAAUUUAUCAGAUGCUGCUUUCAACUGCCUUCCCCAUAGACUGCUUGUCAGAAAACCAUAGAAGAGUUUGGAUUGGAAAGGACUUUAAAAAUCAUCUAGUUCCAACUCCCCCUGCCAUGGGUAGAGACACCUUCCACUAGACCAGAUUGCUCAAAGCCCCAUCCAACCUUCAACACUUCCAGUGAAGUGAAUUUUUCCAUAUCACUGAAACUCUUCUCUUGUAGAGCUCAGCUAUUACCUGCCCACUGACUGAGAUACCAAAUUAUCUCUUUAUGCCCUUCAAACAAGUACUCUCCCAUGGCAUACUGCUUUGGCCUUUUCUCACACCUAAGUGCAAAAAUUGCAACAUUAUGGAAUUACUCACUCUUCUCUUCUGUUUCCAGGGGCUCAUACAAUCAAAAAAUCACCACUCAAAUUGCAGAGCAUCUUUCAAAGAAAGAGCAAGAAGCAUUGCUGAUAUUUACCAUACACAUGCUUCAGUUUAUCAAUUUAAUUAUGAGGCUGUGAGCAUCCAUGCAGUUUGAUAUCAGCUUGUGUAAUGAUAAAAUUGCAUUGUUUUCCCUUAACUGCUUCAUAACACUCCUGCUUUCCACUACUGAAAUAUUUAAUAUAUUUUAUUUGUUUUUUAAAAGAAAACUUUAAUCAAAAUGAAUUCAAGGCAUCAUUCUUUUCCAUGUGUUUCACUAAGAAUUUCAGUUUGUGCUACCUUAUGCUGACCAAAACAAAUCUAUGUUGAUUUUUUUUCUCAAUUAAGCAUCAUAAAAAAUUGAAUGUGGCUAGUGUUUUCAGUUUGGCUGGGAAACUAGAUAUGAUACCAAUGUUUUAUAAAGAACCAUUGUUUUUAUUCCCAAGAAUUCCUUUAACAAAAGGUCCCUGUUCUCCGCUUAAAAUGCUGACAUUCUUUUUGUUUCUGUAGUAAAUCAGAAAACAGGCUUUGCUCGGAGCUUUUAGCCUUAAAUCACUGUUUGCUAUUCAAUAACCUGUCACUGAAUCAUAGAAUUCUGUGGAUAAGUAAUCCCUCCUAAUUGUAAACUAA
Messenger RNA from Corvus hawaiiensis (hawaiian crow), 5721 nucleotides. Its product is annotated as centromere protein J-like. Gene Ontology annotation, cellular component: centrosome; centriole; nucleus. The transcript is spliced from 18 exons. The record is from RefSeq and is a predicted model, not a curated record. Gene Ontology annotation, biological process: centriole elongation; cilium assembly. NCBI's taxonomy places the organism in Eukaryota, Metazoa, Chordata, Aves, Passeriformes, Corvidae. The coding region runs from base 20 to 3805 and encodes 1261 amino acids. Gene Ontology annotation, molecular function: tubulin binding.